CCCGACAGGUCCUGCCUAUUGAGAAAGCCAGACCACCCACAUGGAGAGGACGAUGGAGCGCUUAAUAGAAACAGGCAGGCAAUUGUGCGCCUUCCCCGCACUCCGCCGAUUGCCUGCAACCUAGGAGGAUUAUCCUGGGUUUCGGGUUGGGUGGUGCGCGCGUUUGGUGUUUUUUUUUUUUUUCUCCCCCUCCUGGGCUUAUUUUAUUUUGCCAUUUCGCGUCUUUUCCGAUACGGAACGGGGUGGCCGGCCCGAGACUGGGGUGUGGGGGGUGUGGGGGACCGCAACGAAGGGAGCCCGCCCAGGCAGGAGGAGAGCGGAGGCCAACUGAUGCGCUCCUGCCGAGUCCCCUGCGUCUGCGGCGGCGGCAGCGCGACGUGAAAUCGACCCGGCCCUCCGGGAGGCUCAACUUUUUUUUUUUUUUUUUUGCCUCGAGGGAAUUUGGGAUGAAAAUGGGGAGAGCUACUGGAAGAAAAGCGCCGCUGUGGCUGAGAGCGAAAUUUCAGAGACUGCUAUUUAAACUGGGCUGUUACAUUCAAAAAAACUGCGGGAAAUUUUUAGUGGUUGGCCUUCUGAUCUUCGGGGCUUUUGCGGUGGGAUUAAGAGCAGCCAAUCUGGAGACCAAUGUGGAGGAACUCUGGGUAGAAGUUGGUGGGCGAGUGAGUCGGGAGUUAAGUUACACACGGCAGAAGAUUGGAGAAGAGGCCAUGUUUAAUCCUCAACUGAUGAUUCAGACACCACAAGAAGAGACUGCUAAUGUACUAACAACCGAAGCACUCAGACAGCACCUUGAUUCUGCACUACAAGCCAGCAAGAUACAUGUAUAUAUGUACAACAGACAAUGGAAAUUGGAACACUUAUGUCACAAAUCAGGGGAACCCAUCACAGAAACCGGUUACAUGGACAAGAUUAUAGAACAUCUUUACCCUUGUUUAAUUAUCACACCACUGGACUGCUUCUGGGAGGGUGCAAAGUUACAGUCUGGGACUGCAUAUUUACCAGGAAAACCCCAUUUGCAGUGGACCAACUUUGACCCCUUAGAAUUCUUAGAGGAGCUGAAGAAGAUAAACUCCCAAGUAGAUACCUGGGAGGAGAUGCUGAAUAAGGCAGAAGUUGGCCAUGGAUAUAUGGAUCGACCUUGCCUAAACCCUGAUGAUCCGGACUGUCCUAUAACUGCCCCCAACAAAAAUUCAACUAAACCUCUUGAUGUCGCCCUUGCUUUAAGCGGUGGAUGCUAUGGGUUGUCAAAAAAAUAUAUGCAUUGGCAAGAAGAACUGAUUAUUGGUGGCACUGUUAAAAAUGAUACUGGGAAACUUGUCAGUGCUCAGGCUUUACAGACCAUGUUUCAGCUAAUGACUCCAAAGCAAAUGUAUGAGCACUUCAAGGGUUACGACUACGUUUCGCACAUCAACUGGAAUGAGGACAAGGCAGCUGCAAUCCUGGAAGCAUGGCAGAGGAUGUAUGUUGAGGUUGCUCAUCAAAGUCUUGCACAAAACUCUACUCAGAAGGUGCUUUCCUUUACGACAACAACUCUGGAGGACAUCCUAAAGUCAUUUUCUGACGUCAGCGUCAUCCGAGUUGCUAGCGGCUAUCUAUUAAUGCUUGCCUACGCCUGCUUAACCAUGCUGAGGUGGGACUGUGCUAAAUCCCAGGGUGCUGUGGGUCUGGCAGGAGUCUUGUUGGUUGCUCUCUCGGUAGCUGCCGGAUUGGGACUGUGUUCCUUGAUUGGGAUUUCCUUUAACGCUGCCACAACUCAGGUUUUACCCUUUCUUGCUCUUGGAGUUGGGGUAGAUGAUGUCUUUCUUUUGGCACAUGCAUUUAGUGAAACUGGGCAGAAUAAGAGAAUUCCAUUUGAGGAUAGAACAGGGGAAUGUCUGAAACGCACAGGUGCAAGUGUGGCCCUUACAUCUAUUAGCAAUGUUACUGCAUUCUUCAUGGCUGCCUUAAUUCCCAUUCCAGCUCUACGGGCAUUUUCACUCCAAGCUGCUGUGGUUGUAGUAUUUAACUUUGCCAUGGUUCUGUUAAUUUUUCCUGCUAUUUUGAGUAUGGACCUAUACCGCCGGGAAGAUCGGAGGCUGGAUAUAUUCUGCUGUUUUACAAGCCCCUGCGUCAGCAGAGUCAUUCAAAUUGAACCUCAAGCAUAUGCAGAGGCCGGUGAUAACUUACGCUACAGCCCUCCACCGCCCUACAGCAGCCCCAGUUUUGCCCACGAAACUCAAAUCACAAUGCAGUCUACAGUCCAGUUGCGCACUGAAUACGACCCACACACUCAGGUUUAUUACACUACAGCAGAACCUCGGUCAGAAAUAUCGGUACAACCAGUCACCAUGCCACAAGAUAACCUCAGCUGCCAGAGCCCGGAAAGCACCAGUUCAACCCGGGAUCUUCUUUCUCAGUUCUCUGGAACUACACUGCAUUGUCUUGAGCCUCCCUGUACUAAAUGGACACUCUCCUCUUUUGCUGAAAAGCAGUAUGCACCACUCCUGUUAAAACCAAAAGCAAAGAUUAUGGUCAUUUGUCUUUUUCUGGGCUUACUUGGCCUCAGUCUUUAUGGAACAACUCGUGUGAGAGAUGGAUUGGAUCUCACAGACAUUGUGCCACGGGAGACUCGAGAGUAUGAGUUCAUUGCAGCCCAGUUCAAAUACUUCUCAUUCUAUCAUAUGUAUAUUGUUACCCAGAAAGCAGAUUAUCCCAACAUCCAACAUUUACUUUAUGAACUGCACAGAAGCUUCAGCAAUGUGACCUACGUCUUAUUGGAGGAAAACAAGCAACUUCCUAAAAUGUGGUUGCAUUAUUUUAGAGACUGGCUGCAAGGUCUUCAGGAAGCUUUUGACAACGACUGGAAAUCUGGGAAGAUCACCCUUCACAGUUACAAAAAUGGAUCUGAAGAUGCUGUUUUGGCUUACAAACUUCUAGUUCAGACUAUUUCAAACAUGCGAGAUAAACCCCUUAACAUGAGCCAGUUGGCUAAACAGCGCUUGGUGGACGCAGAUGGAAUCAUUAACCCAAAGGCGUUCUACAUGUACCUAACAGCCUGGGUUAGCAACGAUCCUGUGGCCUACGCUGCCUCUCAAGGCAACAUCCGGCCCCACCGUCCAGAAUGGGUCCAUGAUAAAGCAGACUAUAUGCCAGUAACCAUCCCAGAAGCUGAGCCUAUUGAAUAUGCUCAAUUUCCUUUCUACCUCAAUGGACUGCGUGAUACCUCUGAUUUUGUGGAAGCUAUAGAGAAAGUGAGAGCAAUCUGCAAUAAUUACACUAACCUUGGGAUUCCCAGUUAUCCAAAUGGGUAUCCAUUUCUCUUUUGGGAACAAUAUAUAAGCCUUCGUCAUUGGCUCCUCUUAUCCAUUAGCGUGGUUCUGGCCUGCACGUUUCUGGUGUGUGCCCUCAUUCUUCUGAACCCCUGGACAGCUGGGAUCAUUGUGGUUGUACUGGCUCUUAUGACAGUGGAACUCUUUGGUAUGAUGGGUCUAAUUGGAAUAAAACUAAGUGCAGUUCCUGUCGUCAUCCUGAUUGCAUCUGUUGGAAUUGGAGUGGAAUUCACAGUUCAUAUUGCUUUGGCAUUUCUAACAGCGAUAGGAGACAAAAAUCGUAGGACUAUCCUUGCAUUAGAACACAUGUUUGCACCUGUGUUGGAUGGCGCUGUGUCUACACUACUUGGCGUGUUAAUGCUUGCAGGAUCUGAAUUUGACUUUAUUGUCAGGUAUUUCUUUGCUGUUUUGGCAAUUUUAACUAUCUUAGGCGCUUUGAAUGGAUUGGUGCUGCUUCCUGUUCUCCUUUCCCUAUUUGGACCAUAUCCUGAGGUUUCUCCAGCUGAUGGAAGGAGCAGACUACCUACCCCUUCUUCUGAACCUCCCCCAAGCAUUGUGAGGUUUGCUGUUCCACCAACUCAUGGUCAAAAUGGCUCAGAUACAUCUGAUUCCGAAUACAGUUCUCAGACAACAGUAUCAGGAAUCAGUGAGGAACUACAUCAGUAUGAGGGCCCCCAGAGAACCGGGGCCCCAGCCCAUCAAAUCAUUGUUGAAGCAACUGAAAAUCCAGUGUUUGCCAAAUCCACGGUGAUCCAACCAGAUGCAAGCUAUUAUCCAUCAAGUCCAAAGCUACAAUCUAACCAAGACCCUGGAACCCAACAAACAUGGCAUAAAAGCAAGAAAUUGAAAAGAGAACCAAGGGAAGGACUACAACCACCCCCUUACCGGCCACGUAGAGAUGCCUUUGAAACUUUUACUAAAGGGCAUUCCUGUUCUAGUAACAGGGAUUGCUCUGGUCAGAGAACUCGUUCUCAGAACAUCAGAAAUCCAGCCUUCACUGCCACAGGCUCUUCUGUGCCACCAUGCUGCCAGCCUAUCACUACUGUGACUGCUUCAGCUUCAGUUACUGUAGCUGUACAUCCUGCUGGGCAUAAUCACAAUCCUCAUGGAGGAAGCUGUCCAGCCUGUGAGAGACACCAUGAAGCCGAGCAUGGACAAUUUGAGGAUCCUCAUGUGCCAUUUAAUGUCCGGUGUGAGAGGAGGAACUCUAAAAUAGAAAUCAUAGAACUGCAAGAUGUUGAAUGUGAAGAAAGGACUCAUGGCGAGGGCUCAGAUUAAGGGAAAUAACUGAAGCAAAGAAGAGGCCAAAGAUGGGAGACCUCGUCUUUCCAGAAACUCUUGAAGAGAAACUACUUCAAGUUAUGGGGGGGAAAAGGACAAUGCUGCACCAGGACAAAUAUUCCCCUUUACUGUAAUCUAUUGUAAAAUGUUGUGAAUUAUUUCUAUAAAUAUUUAAAAGAUGUACACAUCUGUAAUAUACGAGAGAAACUGUGUAAAGUAGUAUAAUCUGGAGUUAUGUUAAACUCCUGUUUAACAGAGUGGGGACUGUUGUUUGUGCUCUGUACUUACUGUACGUUGAUUUCUAUGCCACAAUUAAGCUUAAACUAGUCAUAAAUUUCAGCAUAUGUUGUUGCUGCUUAAAUAUUGUAUGAUUUACAUGUAUAAUUCUAUGCAAAUAUUGCUAAUGUAUUAGGAUAUUUUUGUGUAAAGGUUCAUAAAUAUAUAUAUUUGUGUGUGUGAGAGAGAGAGUGUGUUAAACUAUUUUAAAAUUUUUCAUAUCACAGCCCUGUGGUAGUAUGAAAUACUUCUGUUAACUUUCAAACACGCUAUGCGUGAUAAUUUUUCUUUUCUGUUUUUUCCUUAAUGAGCAGAUAUGAAGAGCAGUGUGUUUAACGCUGAUGACUGAAGUAGGCAUAGCUGUGUGGUUUGUGUACUGUAACUGUUUUGUGGAGAACAGAUUAUUGUGAACGUCUAACAUACGCCCUGCUGAAAUGAAUGUAGCAAUGAAAGUAUGUGACUUACCUAUAAUUCUCAUAUCUAACUAAUGGCUCACAUGUAAGAGCUUUGGCCAGAAAAUUAUAUGUCAUAUAAUCCCUUUUGCCUUUAAUAACCUACCAAUGCUGGCUAACAAUACAGAUUUGGACUUUUCAGUUCAAUCAGCAUUAAGCAAGUUUUCAUGGGUGAGCAAAUGUUUGUAAGUUUGUAAGUUUGACUGAUUGCAAAUAUUUGCAAUCAGUCAAUAAUAAUUAAUUAAUUAAUAAAAUUCCACAUCCAGUUUAAACAGCUGACAAACUACCAAUAAUAAUAAUGGAGCUUAACAACUGUUAAUACCACCAUUAAAAAAAAAGGAGUGGAAUGAUUGGGAGCCAGCAUUUGUAAGUUCUAGGCUUCUGAUGUAUUGUACUUGGCCAUGAGCAAACUACAGAAACUGCCUCUGUUGACUGCACCGUGGCUCCAGUGAGAAUAAAAUGGCCUCUUAUCCUCACUGCAUCAUCCCAUCUACUCAAAACAGAAUAAGAAUGAGAUGCUGGAAGCUAAAUGGUAAAAAGUUUGGUGUGUUUUAGAACUGCACUUCAUCAUCAUGAUCAUAGAUGGUCAUGGCUGCAAUAUGCAACACAACAGAUGUAUUUGAUCUUUUUUGUCCCAACAUUUUAUGAAACCUUCAAGUUAGUCAAAGAACAUUUCCAUUCAGGUUAUCAGAUCUGAAAAGGUGUCCCUUUUAAUGUUGUCUUCUCCAAGCUGGCAACUCUGGUGUGUUGUACUAUAGGCUUUUUAAUCAGGAAGAUACCAGGUUGAGAAAUAUAUCUUAAGUAUUAAUCAUUUAGAUGUUUAAAUAAAGAACAGUAUUUUUCAAAUUUGUAAUAAUGAAAAAUGGCCAUAUUAGGUAUAUUCCAGCAAGAAAGUAAGAUGGUUCAUUUAACACUAUUUUAUGGCUUUCAUUUCUCAGAGUAAAAGAGUAACAAAUGUAUAAAAAAAUAUAGUAAAAUAGGAAGAAAUUACUUGAAGCAAUCAAGUAAGAAAGGCAAAGCCUUGAAAUGAUACCAGAAGACAUAAGCUAUACAAAUUAUUAAUACAUGCCCUGUAUUCCAUAUAAAACUACAUAAACUUGAAGGUUUUCAUCAGAAAUUUAGUAAAAGUUUUAUCCUUUCAUUAAAUGUUCUUUUAAGUUUUCAAUUUUAUACAUUCUUUCUGCAUUUCAAAGAAAACAUAUUUGUUUUUACUAUGAUAUGAAAAGCACAGUCAGCAUGGAUUCCCUACCAUCUUUGUUAACAUUCUGCAUUUUAGUUUGAAAUAGUAACAGAGGCUGAAAAAAAAAUGAGGUUAAUUUUCUCUGCUGUGUCUGGAUCUCAUGAAAAGAGGAAUUCCUGCGUUUCUUCCACACGUUGCAUGAGCUGCCCUUACAAUAUCAUCAUCCACCACUAAGACAAUUCUCCUUUUCAACAAAACUCUGAGGACAGUGGUGAAAUCCAAUUUUUUUACUACCGGUUCUGUGGGUGUGGUUCGGUGGGUGUGGUGUGGCUUGGUGAGCAUGGCAGGGGAAGGAUACUGCAAAAUCCCCAUUCCCUCCCCACUCCUGGGGGAAGGAUAUUGCAAAAUCUGCAUUCCCUCCCCUCUCUGGGACCAGCCAGAGGUGGUAUUUGCCGGUUCUCCGAACUGCUCAAAAUUUCUGCUACCAGUUCUCUGGAACCUGCUGGAUUUCACCCCUGUCUGAGGAGCAUGAGACAACAUGCAAACAGAUCUACAUAUAAUUUGAGUUAAAGCACGAUUAUACGCACAGUAUAAACACACUGAUAGCAUUUGAAAGCAGUUUCUUGCUGGUGCAUAGCUCAGCAAGUACUCUUCUGAACACACCUCAGUGAGUGAAAGCUAAUGCUUUUACACAACGCAUGUUAAAUUUGAGACUUGUGCUUAUCCAUCAGCAAUAUAUUUGAUAAGAAGUUCUGGAGCAAUUGAUUUUACCAAAUUAGCCAAGAGCAGCUAUGUCUAAAAAAAAACCCCAUAUAUUUAAGCGAUUUUGCAUCAACCAAUCUAAUAUCUAAAUUCAGCUUAACUUUAGUAAGAAGCAGCGUCAUACAGACAAACCUUGGUAGCCUGUAUUGCGUGAGCCUCAUGAUUAUUUCAGUAAUUAAUCUUCCUAUUUAGUCACUGUUUAAAUAGAGUAAUAAUACCUGUCUUUUGCUCAGUUUCUCAUUUCUCCCUGCUAUAUAUCUGUCAUUAUAAUACAUUAACCAGCAUGGCCCUUUCAGCUCCAACAUUAGUAAUACAUUGAGGCAAAAUGGUUGUAGUUAUCUGUCUAAUUUGAAUUUUCUAUAGAGCAACUGGGUAGCUCAUUGUCUCCGUGGUACAAAAGGCAGGAAAUUUCACUCUAGGCCUAUUUUGCCACAGAAGCAUCUAAAUUAUGGUAAAGUUAGAUUAUUAUAAAGAGAUUCUCUUGUCAGGUACUGGCGACUCAGAAGUUAUGACAGUCGCUUAUUUGCUUCGUGUUAUUUUUUAAGAAAGAGGGAGAAAGUGAGCAAGUACAAGAAUGUAGUUUUCAGUAGUCCUCACCUUAACUUUCCUCAGUGUGUGUGUUUGUGUGUCAGAGAUAUUUUUGCCUUUUUAUUUUAUGGGAUUGCCUACUCCUUGGCGCAUAGUAUUGACCAUUUUCUCUUGUCACAUUGGCAAAAGAUUUCAGUGAUCAGCUCUUCUAUGUUUUUAAAUGAUAAAAUGUUGAUAUUUAUAUUUUUGUAUCAUAAGAAUGUUUUCUUACAGUAUUUGUCAUGCCAGUUUAUAACAAACAAAAUGCAGGGAUUUUAUUUCUAUUGGAAACACGAUUACAGCUAUGUUUUUACUUUUUAAUUGAAAUUUUUAUUUGUAUAGAAUGCUUACUAAUGUUAAAUAGGAAGAGAAUAUAUAACAUUUACAUUAAGAACUCAUUCAGUAGGGGUUUUUUUAGAGUGAGAAGUCGAAAGGAAAAAAUAUUCAGACUGGUUCUCAUUGACUGUUUUUAGCAGGAAUGGGUUUGUAUUUCAGUUACAAAGAUAAAAGUAUGCCAUAUAAUUUAUUUAUAUGAAAAUUUAUUUUUGUAGUGUACAUAGUAGUCCUCAAUUCUUUUGACAGAAUUAUAUUUUUAAAAGAGUUUAUAUGUGACAAUACCAUUAUGUUUUGGAACAAUGCUGAGACAUAAAAUACAAUGCACAUUUUUCACGAUAUCCCAUUUGCAAACAGAAUCAAGGUCAACAGUAUUAAGGAGAGUGUGGAAUAUUGCAUGUCAUUCUGAACUGUUUUAGGGUUACCAUUUUGUGAUCUAGUGUGGUUCUCAAUUUUAAAUCAUAAAUGAAAAUUUGUACAAACUCUCUAAACAUUAAUGUUCAAACACUGAUAGAAAUUCUAACAUGAAUAAAAAUAUUAUAACUUA
Messenger RNA from Pantherophis guttatus, 8706 nucleotides. It is a transcript of the gene PTCH1, whose product is annotated as patched 1. Lineage: Eukaryota; Metazoa; Chordata; Lepidosauria; Squamata; Colubridae. Gene Ontology annotation, molecular function: hedgehog family protein binding; hedgehog receptor activity; smoothened binding. Gene Ontology annotation, biological process: negative regulation of smoothened signaling pathway. The record is from RefSeq and is a predicted model, not a curated record. Gene Ontology annotation, cellular component: plasma membrane.